Molecule: messenger RNA, 5922 nt
Organism: Rhineura floridana
Lineage: Eukaryota; Metazoa; Chordata; Lepidosauria; Squamata; Rhineuridae
Product: membrane-associated guanylate kinase, WW and PDZ domain-containing protein 1-like
Exons: 10
Coding region: 707-2734 (675 amino acids)
Biological process (GO): signal transduction
Cellular component (GO): cytoplasm
Molecular function (GO): protein binding
Source: RefSeq, a predicted model, not a curated record
AUUGGGAAUUUGGUUGUAUUGUGCUGUUUAUCCAGAGAGAAGCUUUGCUUCUGUUAAAUGCCUAUUUUAGAUUUUUGAUAUUUUUAAAAACAAUACAACCAACAAGAUUCUAAAAAUAGAAAAUUAAUUCAUGCUAAUAAUUAUUAAUAAAUAAAGUGUUGCAACCGAAAGCCGCUGCCCCUCAUCCACCCCGGGGCCUCCUAGAGGCGAAAAGCCACUGGGCAGCGGUGAAGGCUUGCGCGGACGCAGAGGGGCCGCCCCACAGCCUUGCGGAUUAUCCGCUCCUGUGCUCUGCCAUUGGCCAGCACCUCCGUCCUUCUCUCUCGUCUCGCUCUACCCCCCUCCCUCCGCGGCACUUUCUGGCGAGCAGGAGGAGGAGAAGGGUAGCAAUUCCCGUCGCCUUGGCUACGGCCGAUAGUCCCUCCCCUGCUAUCCGCUGCUAUUUCGGGCAGCAUCAGCAUCAAGGUUGCUCCAGUGGUAACCUCCUUGGCUCGUGCUGCUUCUUGGCGGGGGGUUCUUGGGAGGUUAGGAGAUCCGAGCCCGGGGGCUGGUGCGAACCAGAACAGCGCUGGCGGCGGGGGCAUCCACAGAGCAGGACAAAGUGAGGCAACCGCUGGGGACCCUACGAAUCCCCCCUGUUGGGUGUGGGGGACUGAGCUUGGGCCCCCGAAGUGAGAUUCCUGGCUGUGCUGACUGUGGGGCAGUCAUGGGGGGUGCUGGCCCCCAUGUCCACGAUUGGGGAUCAGAGCGGAUAGAGCCCUGUGGAAUCAGCUGCAGCACACGGCAAAGCCCCCAGGUGACUUGUGAGGCUCGUAUUCCUGCAACAGAGACCACCUCAGCUGCAGGAGUGAAUGUCGUAGUGGUGGUUGACGGGAACUGCAUCCUCCAGUAUACCCAUCGCCAGUCACCUUGCUCCUGCCUUUGUGAUGGAGAGCUCCUCCUGUCCCGACGCCCUCCACCAACUUACGGUGCUGUGUCCCCCAGCCCCACUAUUCCCCGGGGCCCAGCUUGUGGCCAAGAAGCUGGACCGCCUCCAACCCGCAGGACCCGUGGACUCAGCGUCCGCUGUUGCACCAAAGCCUGUCUGGGUGAUGAAGAGGACCAUGCUGAGCGGCACCUCCAUCUUGGGGCACCCUGCAGCCGCCUCACUCCAGUGCCCCUGCCCCGCAGCCCCUCUGGGCCAUGGUUUGGAGUGGGAUCCCUCAGUGGGGGCAGGUCAGGGGCUCAGGUUGUGAAGAUCUGGGACCGGCAGCGAUGCCCCUUGUUAGAGGAAGGGGAUAUCAUUGCAAAGGUGAAUGGGGCUGACGUUCGGGAUCUGAGCCCUAGAGAAGUGGAGAGAGUCUUGCAAGAACAUACGCGAACAGGAGAUGUGAUCCUUCUGGUGGAAAGGAAAGGUCAUCACUCCUGGAGACAUCCUCAGGAAAACUGCUCUUUCAGACGAGAACACCUCUUGCCCGAUUCCUCUCACAAUAAAGGAGUUCCUCGAGAUGCUCCUAACAUUUGGGGAGGUCCCAAGUGUGACACUUUGGCUGUGACCAGUUUUGUGGGCCCUGAGCCCCGGGAUGUACUUGUGUGUCCUGCUCAUUGUUCCCAUAGGCUGAGGAGGCCCCAGCCAGCAGGUGGGACUGGGGAACCCACAGGAAGUAUUGAUGGCCCCAAAGAAGAGCAUCGAUGCAACAGCAGUAUCAAUAUAGCAACUGAUGAAGUCAGAGUUGGGAGAGCAGCCAACUCCCUGUUGCCCCAUAAGGAAGAGGGCCCCUCUCAUCAGGAAGAUGGUGGGCUCUUAACACGGCUGUCCCACAGUGAUGUUGGGGGCAUCUUCCGGCAGGCAGGGAGCCGGGUGCGAACGAGGGUCCGGAAUCGCAAGGAUGCAGGAUUUCCCAGCGAUUUGAACACAGCUGAUAUUGAUGUAGGUGAAUGUCCCCGGAGCCCCACCUACGGCCUCCCUCAGCUCCAGAAGACUGGCCAAUAUUCUGUGGAGCUGCUACGAGGACCCAAUGGCUUUGGCUUCAGUUUGAGAGGCGGAAGCGAAUACAACAUGGAUAUCUACAUCUUGGCUCUCAUGGAGGGUGGGCCAGCGCAGCAAUGUGGCAAGAUCCAGGUGAGUGACCAGCUGGUGGAGAUCAACGGCGAGCCUACGGCAGGAAUGACUCACGUCCAGGCUGUGGAGCACAUCCGCAAUGGGGGUAGCCAGAUACGCCUGGUGCUGAAGAGGGGCAACGGGUUUGUUCCCAACUAUGACCAUGAGUACAAACAGAGCCCCAACAAGUUGCAGCAGGUGUCAAAGGCUGAGGACAAAGCCAGGCACCGGCACCAGAGAUCAAAGCCACCUGGGGACUCCCAGUAUCUGGGCUUGACCCCCUGUGAUGGGGGCAGCCAGGAGGCAUUGCCCAGCAGCGGUCGGCAGCCACAGCUCCUCAAAACCUGCCGGUCAAGCCAGCUGUCCCAUGACUCCACCAAGGCUCAAGGGGAGGAAGAUGAAGAUGGGGAAGGGGGCUGGAGGCUUUGGGAGCAACAGAAGAGCAUGGAGGGUGGGGGCGAGAACUGCAAGCUACUCUUCCCCAGGUCAAGCAGGAAGUUACGGUCCGACCUUGCACCUGGGCCCUGGCUUGUACCCAGUAAGGAGCGCCUGUCCCGUGCCCUGUGGGGUGUCUGCAUGGGCCAGGGGGAGGAGGAAGAGCAGAAGGGUGAUGCAAGGAGAGGGAAGGGCAUGGAGGUGAAGAGGCGGAGCUAAACCCAGCUCUGUCUGUCACAGUGCAGCCAUGCUGGGAACAACUUCGUGCCUGGGGCAAUGGCACUGUCCACCCCCAUCUGACUAUGCAAUAUCAUUUUCUUUUUCUGUCCUUUGCCCUCUCCCCCACUCAUACUAUGCAAUGGCUGUGACUUCCAUUUUGCUGUCCCGCCGCCCAUCCUUCGUCCAUACUAUGCAAUCUUAUACACACAUACGCACACCCCUACUUAUCCCGUGUACUUAUUGCCACCCUCCUUGGCAUUGUACAGUGGAAUCUUCCAUUUUGCUGCUGCUACCCCCCCCUCCCCCAAGGAGCACAAUGGUAACACCCUUUAUGCAGCUUCCUACCCUUGACAGACUUAUCACCUUCUAUGGCAGCCCUUUUUUAAACUGCAUUGCUAAGAAGCCGGGGGUUUAUGAGAUGUUUUAUCAGGGGUUCCUCCAAUAAUGAUCAGUAGUGGCAGACAGGUUGCCAGAAAGUCAGCUUGUCCACUUUUGCCCACCUUCCCUUAUAAUGUAUUGCACCAGCAGAGGAGGGUUGGGCAUAUUCUAGGGCAGUGGUGAGAAGUCUAACUAGGCCCACCGCCAUGUCUUAGAGGUUGGCCUGCUAGGCCUUUCUGGGUGAACUACACCACAUAUGACAUCAUAUGAUGUCAGGCACAGUAAAGUCCAAGCUGUGGCUGUAUGACGACAGAAGAAAGGCAGCAAAUUCAAAAAGUGCCUUUUUUUCUGAAAAGGAAGAAUUGGAAUAGCACUUAGAGUACACUCCUGAUUCUCACUUUGCCGCCCCAGACUGACAGAUUGAGAGUGACUGGCCCCAUUCACCUGCCAAAAUAACCCAUGUAGAGCUGGCCACUUCUGGAUCUGGCCCUCAGUCCGCAACAUUCCUCACCCCUGUUCUAGAGUAUGUUCUCUGUUUGCACAAGGCAGUGACUGGAUCCAACAGGUCUGAUUGACACAUGGCACAAAUGGAAGGUAUACCCUGCCUACAGCUUGCCCAGAAUGUUCUGUGGGAGACACACAAGGUAUGUCUAUGGGAUACACACAGGAGGCCCGUCAGCUAUUGUUAAAUUAAUGGGGAAAUGGUUCCUGAGGCUAGAUAGUUUGAAAACCACUGGCCUAGUGUUUCAUUCACUGAGUCCACUGAGAGUCAUUGUAAUGUAUUAGUUAGAAUGUUGAACGAAGACGGGGAGAGUUGAUUUCAAUUCCCUACUCAGCUACUGGGUGCCCUUGGGCCACUCACUUCCUCUGAACCUAAACUACCUCACAGGCUUGCUGUGAGGUUUUAAAGAAGUCAGGAUAUAAAUGAGGAAAGUCAGGAUAUAAAUGAAAAAAUAAAUAAAACAGUUCCACAUCAACUUAUGCUCAGAAAAAAACCCUGCACAUUGCAGAGGAUUCUGUGGAAUUACUUUAGGGUGUGUGCAGUCAGUUAACUUCAAAGCAGGCCCCAGUGUUGCCCGACACAAACUGAAAGUGCAUUCCAAUAACACGCCCAACACUCCCUUGAAGGGAAGUUGAAGAUUGCUUGGAGUGAGCAAUUCAGGGAAACAUUGUCUGCCAUUGCUGAUCUCACAUGUUUCUGAGGAAACCUCUGGAGCAUUAUGUGAAAACCACUGAUCUAGUGUUCCUUCUCGCCUCCCCUUUCAAGACUAUGCAGUGGUACAUUCUACACUCCACAGAUGUGCAGUUGAACAUCUCCCUUCGAUGCCCAGUAAGCACUGUUCACCCUCCCUCCCUCCUUUGGACUAUCCACCAUCCUCAUGGACCUUUCCACUCCACAGGUACCUCAAGCCACCCCAGGAUUACACAAGCUGGUGCUCCUUUUUCUGCCCAUACACACAGAAUGCAAUGGCAUUCUCCUAUCUGCUAGUGCCAAUCACAGUGUGCAUGAGAGCUAUCAUGAGCUAAAACACAGACUUCACAUGCCACAUGGGAUGCAUAUGGAUUGGAAGAGGCACAUGUUUCUGUGCCACAUGCACCCAGGGAUGCCAACCUAUGCUAUGAAAAUGAGUAGACUGUGUAGAUUUUUGUUCAUUUGCAAAUAAUAAUAAUGACAUAUUGUCCCUGGCAAGCUGUUUCAGCUUCUCUCCAUCAGUCAUGGCCACAGCAUGUUCCUACUAAUGAGCAUGGCUUGGCCUACCUUGCUUCCUUCCAUGCUGAAAAGGCAUAGCAAACAUGGUAUUACAGUUGGCAAAGGGCUGUGGGAUGAGGAAGUGAGACAGCACAAAGUUGCAAUCUAAAUUUCUUGCUACUCCUUUAAAAACAAGUUGUGACUCCACAUUGGAUCUCCUGCUUGCUUCUCAGUUCCUUCUUGAUCUGUACAGAUAUUUCACAGCAUAUCUAGAGUGGCUAUUGGUGCAACCCUGGGGCAUACAGGCAAAAAUUGUGCCUUGUGUCACCACCCUUUGGCUGGGAGGGCAGGGAGAGGAGGCCAUGUGCACUGCAUGCUGUGUGCAAAAUAUGAACCGACAUGAAAUGUGCAUGUGUCCACAGGGUACAUUUGGAUGAACACUUGGCAGGGCUUGUGCUUUAUACAGUUGGAGGAGUUACAUAAAUGGACACAUAUUUAGACAAACCCAUGUGGAUAUGAAUGCCAAAGGCCAUGGCACAUUUAGGAAGCCCAGCCCCAUUGCACUCAGAAGGCUUUGGGAAGGACCUAGCAGGCAAGCCUCUGCAACACACCUUGGAAAGACCCAGAAGCUAUCAUACAAUACUGCCGCUCUUAACGUGCAAAGAGGUGCUGGGUCGCAAAUCUUCCUGGAAGCUACAUCCUGAGACCCAGGUGUCCUGCUACCUAUUUUCUGUUGCAUUUAUGGAGGAUAGCUGUCUUGUAGGUGAGAGGGAAAGACUCGCUUCACAUGCUCAGAGGCACUCUGCAAUCCCUCCCACAGUUUUAAGUAAUGCAUGACAUGAGAGACUGAGGCUUUGUGGCCUGCCAUAUAUGAGCCCCACCCAAAGUGAAGAACUGAAAUGGUUUCUUCUACUGUUCCAGAAGUGAAAGUGACUUGGUUGUGGGAUAACUUGAUACAAUAGGGGACAGGGCUCUUGAAUAAUUGUGCAGGUGCCAAUUUGAGUCUUUUAGGUGGAGAGGGAAAUGUCAGUGACAGGUUGCUUUCAACAUGUCUGGCAGUGCAGUUAUGCACUAGAAAAUGAUUUUUUAAAAUAAAAUCUUACAAAAUUAUACAUUAAAA